This is a messenger RNA of Pelobates fuscus (common spadefoot toad), 2867 nucleotides long. It is a transcript of the gene TCTA, whose product is annotated as T cell leukemia translocation altered. Lineage: Eukaryota; Metazoa; Chordata; Amphibia; Anura; Pelobatidae. The record is from RefSeq and is a predicted model, not a curated record. Bases 286 to 594 code for a protein of 102 amino acids. The transcript is spliced from 3 exons. Gene Ontology annotation, biological process: osteoclast fusion.
CGGUGGGAGGAGCUUACUGUCAGCAGGGUUUGACCUGUCAUAGCGGACUCGCACGGGCUGAUUACUGACUGAUAACGUUUCUUGCCCGCAGCGGAAGUCAGCCUCAGCUCGGGAGCGAUCUCGGUGUCUGUCGUUAGAGGAGGGGUUAUUGCCGCACAGUUACCCGCCUCCUCCUCCUUUGUUGACUCUGCUCGCUCGUUGCCACCUCCAAGAUGGCCGCCGCCGGUAGCCGGUAGUGUCUGUGCGGGGCAUGGCGCGGCUCCGGCUGGGCUGAGAGCGGGCUGCAUGGCGGAAACCUGGGACUCCGAGUGGCUCAGCCAGGCUUUGGGAUACCUGCUGGCCAUGAGUGCGGAUUUCGCCCGGGAGUGGGAGAGUAAUGACAUGAGAGCCGCCAUCUUUAAGGUCCUCCUGGGCUGGAUAGUGCUGAGUGUCACUGCCAUCCAGCUGGCCUGGAAGUUCUAUGGACCCACCGUGAACAGCAUCUACUACCGGCAGGGCAUGGGUGGACACAAUGGAGGGACUCCAGAAUAUUCUCCUAAUUUUCCCAUCUGGGAGAGUUCAAGCAUGGAAUCCUUAAAAACGCACCAAGAAUGAGACCACUACUCUAGCCCUCUGCUCCUCCAUCGAGUGGGCCCCUUGACAGCAGGUGACCGGCACCACUGUGUUUUAGGGCACAUUACCUCCUUGGAGCAGAUCCCGCUGCUCUUCCGCACUGAGAGGCACUUCUAUGGACGGAACUUGAAACGUGGAAGCGGACUUUUCUAGUGCUUCCAUCCUCUGCAUGGCUAUUUGUGGGUUUGAUCCUUAAAUGCAACAAAUACAGGUGGAUCUCUCUGUUAAUCUAGCCGUGCAACAUCUCCCUAUUUCAAUCAGAUGGAAGGAACUUGAUGGUCAAGUUCUAAAGCUGCAAAUAAUAUAUAUUUCAAAGAACGAACAUGCCAACUAAAUCCUAUUGCUUAAUAUACUUCUUAAGUAUCCUCAUUUGCCAUCGGCGAUGUGUGUCUGCUGCUAUGUACAAUUCGAACUUGUCCACCUAAAAACCUUUCUGUCUUUGUAAAAUUGAGUGUGGAUGAGACAUGCUUUUUGUAGCCAUAGAUAACCACUUUCCACCAGUUUAUCAAGCUAAUACUGCCUUUUCUAGUAUUCAUCUAUCUGCUGUCUGUUUACAUAGAAUGCUGAAUGUAUAUAGAUAAAUGCUUUGGGGUGGAAGUAUAGUCCACCCGUGGCGUUUGAUGAGUAAGUACGGCAAGCCACCACUCUUCCACUAAUCGCUCCUGGGAGAGAUUUCUAAUCAACCAUGGUGAGGUUUUGUAAAGGGUGAUCAUUGAAAACUUUAUCAGCACAGACAACUGUUAACUAUAGUGCAUGGAAUUGUGGGAACUAAUCCCUUUGCUUAAUUUAAAAGGGCUGAAUCUAACUUGUUCCCAGUUAGGAUAUACCACUCUUCUCACUGGAUAUUUCAUAUGCAGGGAGGUUUUGUUUUUGAGGAUAGUGGCCAAAGUUUCUGAAAUGUAUAGUGCGCAUUGUUAUAGAAGUAAGAAGAACUUUUUUAAACAGUGAUAUUGAAUGUCAGAUGAUUUGGGGCUAAAACCUCCAUAAGCCAGAGUCUCCGAUGUAGAGUAGCAGAUAAUAAUUGUAAGGGUUCAAUGCCGCUGUUUUUAAAUUUGUUUUUGGUAUUCUGUAGUUCCUCCACAAUCUCAGGUAGCAGUCUAUGGUGUCUGUUCCAAAAGGAGAAUUCCUAAAAUAUUACAUUUCCUGUGUUGAUUAAAUUCAAAUUAGCUAUGUCCCUCUCAUUGAAAAUUAGGUGGGGUCUCUUGCAGCAUUAAGCCCUAGUUUCUAGUUGAGGGUAAAUGUAGUUUCCCCAUGUUAAAGAACUCUGCAGAAUUCACCAACAAUACUGGCCAAGGACCCAAGAUUGCUAGGCAGAGUCCUCAUUGUAGUCAUUGGCAACCAUAUUUGGGGAAGCUGAAGGUACAGAGAAGUUCUUCUGCCAAACUGACAAAGGAAUUGCAAAUUGUAGGCCAAAUGGUUAAAUUGGAAAUAUUCUUCAACAUGACUAUUUUGGCAGCAUGAUUGUUUGGCCCUAAAUUUUUGCAAAUAAAACAGUGUGAUUAGUAGAUUUACAUAAACAAACCAAAGCGAUGGCUGUGUUUUUAUAUGCAGAAAAUACACAGACCAACAGCAGAAAAAUAAAAAUAAUUCGUAAUGAAACAAUUGAAUGCUCUACAUUUUUAGCCUUGGUAAAAAUACGUAUUUUUGCAAACACUUAAAUACUGUAAUCGCCAAAAUACCUUUAGCCUAAUAGUCGUUUUGGUGUAUAGAUCAUGUCCCUGCAGUUUAGACGCUUAAGGACAGAGGCAAUUGUACAAGUUCUGAACUAAAACUUGGAAUUUGAGCUAUAUGUCUGUUCAACCGUAAUUCACCUCUUUCAUAUUAAGGGCACCAACACUUAUUAUAUAUAAUUUUGUUCAGGAGAAACAGGGCUUUCAUUCCACAUCAAAUAUUUAUAUAUGAAACCAUGUAAUAUGAAUAAAAUCUAAAAGGUGAGAGGAAUUAAGAAACCUUAUUUUCCAAGUUCUACAUGGCAUUUAACAUGUGAAUGUAAAAAUACUUUUAGCGUUUUACUAUAAUAAAAUACACAUAUUUGUGUUCAACAAUGUCUCAUGAGUACAACAUUACCCCCAUGUACAGGUUUUAUGGGGUUUUGUAAAAUUGCAUGGUCAAUUAUAGGGCUUGCAAAUUACGUUCUCUGGACUUUCUUCCUGUGUUGUCAGGCAGGUUCUUCAAUAUAGCAUUAAUAAAAACACAUAAUUAUGUAAAAAUACAUUAAAAUACACGUAGAAUUAAUUUGUAUGUGUGUAUAUAUA